GUCCGUGGCUACAGAGCAGGGCACGGCAUAGGUCAGAAGAAACUGGGCCACAUCUCUUGUCCUUCGUAACCCAGUGAUGCUCGGGAAAACCUGAUGCUGUCAGCAGAACAAAUGAUGGCAGCAAGUGCAGUUUCUUCACUUCUGCCUGAAAUGGCCAAGGAAAAUUCCCCAUCACUAGCUGAAGUUGUAAAAAGAGUAGCAGAGCAGCAGCAGGCACAGGCCUCAGACAUAGAAAAGAGCAAAGCAGUUCUUUUCCAGUUGCAGGCAAAGUGCCAGGAGCUAGAAAAAGAAAUGAAUUCUGUUCAGUUAGAAACAAAGACAACAGAAAGGGAAAUACAUCUGCAAGAUGAUGCCAUAGAAGUGACAAAAUAUCACUGUGAAAAUCUGGAGGCCCAAGUCAGAGCCCUGUAUUCUGAAAAUUUUAAAUUGAGGUGUGAUGCAGAAACAAUACAAGAGGAGUUUGAGAUGAUACUUGCAAGAAAUAAUGAAUAUCGGGAAAAAAUAAAGGAUCAUAAACAUCUCUUUUGGGAGAUGGAAAGUAAAUUGCCAAUUAUGAUUGAACUUGCUGAAAAGAAAGUGGUUGUGGAAGAACUAAAGGCAAAGAAAGAGGAGCUAAUAUGUGAUCUGCAGAAUCCAGAAGGAUCUGUUAUAAAACAAUUGCAGGAAGAAAUCACACUUUUAAAAAGCGAAGUCACAACAUUGAAAGAUUUAAUCAAUAAAAGAAGAGAUCUGCUGGAAGAAGAGAAAAAAAAGCAUGCUAAGCUUAGAAAGGAAAUUGAGGUACAGAAUAAGAGAUAUGAUGCUAUAUUAAAACGUUUGCAUUGCCAACUGAACAAAGUCCAUUCAAAUAAAAGACAAUGGCACUGGAACAUUCAGCAGUUGGAAAAGAAGGCCGCAGAGCUAAGAAAGUGUCUUGAAGUAGCAGAGUUACAAAACAUCAUGUAACAAACUUUACAAAGAAUAGAAUGUGCGUAAUCUUUUCCAGGCAGGGCUUUUUUUUUUUCUGGAAAUGCUAGGAAUUUUAAAUAGCCUGAUAACUGGGCUAGGCCUCAGUGAUUUCUUUCUUUUUAAAGUUUUUCUCUCUUUCAUUUUGUGGCCUAAACUAAUAGCCACAAUAAUGAGUUAGCUGUUCAGGAAUAACUUACCUGUUCAGGAAGAAAGUUACUGUCACUUCCAGGUGUUUUCAAAAUAUGUGUCAAUUUUAUCUAAAAAGUUAUUUAAAAGUCAACCAAACAAGAUUUGAGAAGUUCCUUUAUAUUUCAUUUGGUCUCCAAAGGUUGGGAUAUGCACUGCUUUUCCUACAGAGAAAUUAAUAUUGGUAUAUAUUUGUACUCCUGAAACACCAAAGAUUUUUUACCUUUUAUCUAUAUCCCUUCUUAUUGCAACUUGCCAGGGAACUCUGAAAGCUUUGAUGGCCCGUAUUUUGCUCUGUGGGAAACUCAUACAGAAGAUGCUGCAGUCUGCCAGGAUGUUUUGGCAUGCUGGCCAAAGGCUGUCCAGUUGUAAAAGGCUUUGGAACAAGUACACUCUGAACUGGACUUCAAUUAAUCUGACUUCAACUGGUCUAAUAGAUGUUAGCAAAGAGGAGUGAGCAGGUACCACGUCUGGACAGCUUGUAAAAUGGAACAACUCAUCCUCAAGAAACAGGAAUGCAUUAUAGAUUGAUGAUAGAGGAAUUUUUUGACUAGAGGAUUUUAACUAAUAUCAGCCAUCUAAGUGCUUAAUGAUCUAAGAUGACUCAACAUAAAUGACAAUGUAUUAAAAAUUCUUGUUAAAACAGUA
Molecule: messenger RNA, 1782 nt
Organism: Passer domesticus (house sparrow)
Lineage: Eukaryota; Metazoa; Chordata; Aves; Passeriformes; Passeridae
Gene: CCDC122
Product: coiled-coil domain containing 122
Exons: 5
Coding region: 94-945 (283 amino acids)
Source: RefSeq, a predicted model, not a curated record